This is a messenger RNA of Scylla paramamosain (green mud crab), 1290 nucleotides long. It is a transcript of the gene MED19, whose product is annotated as mediator of RNA polymerase II transcription subunit 19-like. Gene Ontology annotation, cellular component: mediator complex. Gene Ontology annotation, biological process: positive regulation of transcription by RNA polymerase II. The transcript has 4 exons. The record is from RefSeq and is a predicted model, not a curated record. Bases 106 to 822 code for a protein of 238 amino acids. Lineage: Eukaryota; Metazoa; Arthropoda; Malacostraca; Decapoda; Portunidae. Gene Ontology annotation, molecular function: transcription factor binding; transcription coregulator activity.
GGUGGGGGAGGGAGGCCUGACGCAGCGCCUGUUUGCUAGUGUGCCACAGCUGGACCCUGACCAUGGCGGGCUGUGGCUUUUAAGUGUUGCGUUGCAUCACACACCAUGAAUGAAUUAACCCGCAAAGUGGACGCUUCAUUCUCUCCUAAAUCCUCGCCGAGGGGCUCACGAUCGCCAAUGGCUAACCAGAUGCUAUCCAGAAAUGACUCCACGGGCACGCUCAAGAUGACCAUAUCAGCGGGCAAGCACCCCGCGGUGGUCCACUCGGGGCCCUUCUACCUCAUGAAGGACCCAGCCACAGAGAAUGAGCUGACAGGUGCAAACAACCUGAUGGCUCAUUUCAACCUGGAACACUCCUACAAUAAAUUCACUGGCAAGAAGGUAAGAGACUCCCUGUCCUCCUUCUUGCCAACACUCCCUGGCAUCAUUGACACUCCAGCUCACCUCACCAACUCAUCUCUCCGCUCCCUUAUUGAAAAGCCACCAGUCUUCAAGGAGUUCACUUUACUCAACCAACAUCAGCUAGCAGCCUUCCGGCUCCACCCUGGACCACUGCCAGAACAGUACCGUUUCAUGAACCAGCCUUUAGGGCAGCGAAGGCACCGUCGGCAUCGCAAACACAAAUACCGUCCUGGUGAGACUCCUACACAGGAUGGCUCUGGAGAUGGGACAGAUAUGCAUGAAAAGAAACACAAGAAAAAGAAGAAUGAUGAUGACAAAGAGAGAAAGAAGAAAAAGAAAGAAAAGAAAAAGAAGAAGCAGAAACACAGCCCUGAGCAUCCUGGUCUCUCCAGCAGUGAUCCUAGCAGAGUUGGCCUGUGAGCAAGGUGACACAAAGAUGAUGUGUUGUCCCUGGAAUCCAGGUUCCUAGACUGUCCAGCACAGGUAAAGCUAUAUCUGUCAUGCUGGAAAUUGUCUGUCUGGAAAAUCAAGCAACUGUAGUUUGGAGUAUCUCAUUACAUUCACUCCUGGUGAUAUUUCCCAGUGAUGGCCAGAAAUCCAAGUUUGAGUUGUGGUGGUGAAUAUAUCACUAAGAAACUGGAGGUGAAUGAAAGUUAUGAACUCAAGAUAUCUUGUGCUGAAUGAAUGCUAGAAUGAUAUUUUUUUCAGCCACAGGGAAGCAAUAGUGGAUGUGUAUGGAGAUGAUGACUUUAAAUAUUUGUAUAUUUAUAUGUAUAGAUAGACAAUAAAUUUUCCAUUUAAGAGGAAGGAUUCACAACUCAGGAACAGAGUAGUAGCUGUUUGGAAGCUGUGGAGAAAAAUAUUGACUAAAUAUAAAACUUUUCAAUA